CGGCGGCGGCGGGAGGGGCCCGGGACGGCCGCCUCAGCAUCGACGCCUCGCUCACCAAGCUCUUCGAGUGCAUGAGCCUGGCCUACAGCGGGACCUUGGUUUCCCCCAAGUGGAAGAAUUUCAAAGGGCUGAAGUUAUUGUGUCGAGACAAAAUACGACUCAACAAUGCCAUCUGGAGGGCUUGGUACAUCCAGUAUCUAGAGAAGAGGAAGAACCCCGUGUGCAAUUUUGUGACCCCUCUGGAUGGUUCUGUGGAUGUUCCUCAGGUAGACCAGGGUAGCAGAACAAAUGAGAAAUAUUGGAGGAGGCGUAUUGACAUAGUCAUCCGAGAAUAUCACAAGUGGCGAACGUACUUCAAGAAAAGAUUACAAAAGCACAAAGAUGAAGACCUAUCCAGUUUGGUCCAGGACGAUGGCUUCUUCAAGAAAGACAGCCCCAUGGAACUGGAAGAGUUCUUCACCACGGACGAUUACAUGUCGGGAUCUUCAGAUACCCUCUUCUCCACCCUGUCUAGUCACCAGCUGGUCACCUGGCCAAGUUCGAAGGAGAGAGCGCACCUGGGCAAUGCCGACAUGAUUCAGCCGGGACUUUACCCUCUGCAGCCCAACUGGAUGGACACUUGGGAGUUUUUCUCAGAUACCUUCACCUCUUCGGCCAUCACUACCUCCAGCCUGACAUCCAGUGCCUCUUUGCCAGGGGCCAUCGAGAAUUGUCCCCAGGCCCCGAGCCUCUCCUCGGCCUCUUUACGCAGCCCACUUCCGACGGUGAACCUGGGAGAAGAGCUGGUGCCCCCUCCGGGGCCUGACUCCAUCCUCUCCGCUGACCAGUGCCUGGGCCUGAAGAACGAGGACCUCUCCUGCCUGCAGACCGCCGGCUUCCCCUCCGACCUACCCCUGAGCGGCAGCCAGCCCCACUUCCUGCCUCGCUUCCCGACUCUGGGGCUGCCUCUCCAGGCGGAGGUCCCGUCCCAACCGCCGCAGCAGAGCCUUCUCUCCUUGAACCCGGAGCUGGCCCUGCAGGUGCCGCUCUUCCCUCCGGCUGAGGCAGCUCCGAAAUUCUGUCCCAGCAAGCCUUCGGUCAUCACCCACACCGCCUCAGCCACCCCCACGCAGAACGUGCCAGCCACCACCUUCAGCCACGGCCCGGCGGGACUCUUGGCCCCCCAGCAACCCGGUCCUGGGGGGCCAUGCACGAUGGCCACUCUCCAGGCGAUGGUGGUCCACCCGCAAACUGUUCUGCAAGCGCUGACGCCCUUCGUCCUGCCCGUGGCGGGCCCUGGGCUGCGGGCCAGGAAGCCCCAGCAGAUUGCGCCCGCCCCCACGGAGCCCGUGCCUUUGAUGUUGAAUAGUGCCUUCCUUUCCACAGUCCAAGACUGCCAGCCGUCCAGACAGGCCUCUCCCCACCCGUCCGAGCAGGGCCUCGGCCCUCCGUCCCCACAGAGCAGCAGCCGGUCCAGGAAAGGAACCCCUGAGCCUCAGGUGUUCCUCUUCAAGAGUCGCAGAAUGAAGCAUAUCUCGGCCGAGCAGAAGCGGAGGUGUAAUAUCAAGAUUGGCUUUGGCACCCUCAACAGCCUGGUCUCCCCAAACUCUAAAUCGAUCAGCCACGCCCUGACCCUCCAAAAGACGGUGGAGUACAUUGGCAAGCUGCAGCAGGAACGUUCGCAGCUGCAGGAGGAAGCCAGGCGCCUUCGGGAGGAGGCAGUGGAGCUGGACGCGACCAUCAAGUCCUGCCACCAACAGUUGCCUGCCACGGGGGUCCCCAUCACCAGGCAGCGCUUUGACCAAAUGAGGAGCAAGUUCGAAGAGUACGUCCGAAACCGCAGCCAGCAAAACUUGAAGUUCUGGAUCUUCAGCGCCAUCAUUGAGCCUCUGUUUGAAACCUUCAACGAGAUGGUGUCCACCACCAGCCUGCAGGAGCUGAACCGGACAGCCUUCUUAUGGCUGGACAAGCACUGCUCGCUCCCGGUCCUGAGGCCCAUGGUUCUGAACAGUCUCCGGCACCUAAGCACUACAACCUCCAUUCUCUCCGACCCGUCCCUCUUGGAAGAGCAAGCCAGCCAGGCCUUGGGCAAACUCCACAAAGCGUCUGGAGAAACGUAGGAGAAGAUGCUGUCAACCACAGCGGGCCAUCCCUGCCUCCAUAGAGACCUUUGUCAUCUUCUCCAGUCGGGGGCUUCCUCCAGAGGUGUAGGAACCACCUUCGCCGGGCGUUCCUGGCCCACCUGCUGGCUGACAAUACAAGGAUUCGCUUCCCCAUCUCCCCCCACCAAAGUUGAGGGCACCCAGCUGUAGAAGGAGGCCUCGCAAGCUUCCUUGUGUUGACACCACCCUCAGAGACAAGAAGGCAUCCAGACGGGGAGGACAGAAAGUUGAGGUUCUCCCAACACCACCUUUGGGUUUGGCCGAAUGUGAAAAAUGCAACUCAGGGAAACUCCUUCCAGCAAUAGAUGCCCCCCUUCCACGCAACCUCUCUGAAUAUAUGCAGUAGGAAUAAGCUUUCUCUCCAUGCUAACCUCCGUUGCAAGGGGCGUGCGGUGGUUUAGAACGCAGCGUUGCGGGCAAAACUCUGCCCACAGCCUGGAGUUCGAUCCUGACAAGGCUCAAGGUUGACUCAGCCUUUUGUCCUUCUGAGGUC
Molecule: messenger RNA, 2634 nt
Organism: Pseudonaja textilis
Lineage: Eukaryota; Metazoa; Chordata; Lepidosauria; Squamata; Elapidae
Gene: MLXIP
Product: MLX interacting protein
Biological process (GO): regulation of transcription by RNA polymerase II
Cellular component (GO): nucleus
Molecular function (GO): RNA polymerase II cis-regulatory region sequence-specific DNA binding; DNA-binding transcription factor activity, RNA polymerase II-specific; protein dimerization activity
Source: RefSeq, a predicted model, not a curated record